CAAAACAUACUGUCCUUGGAUUUACAUCGAUUGACAGACAGGACAUGUAGGGAGUUAAUGGCACAUCAAGAUCUCGAGGGAGAAUAAAGUGAAAGAUUGAUUUGCAAACUCCAGCACUUGUGUCCUUGAACUUGUGGUGAAUAUUUCUGCAUAGAGUGUUAGUCACACAGAAGGGGAGAGAGAAAAAGUAGACGGGGAAGAGAUUAUGUGAAUAUCAACGUUGGAUCCAUGGAAAGUGGUGGGCCUAUCAAGGUUGAGGCUGAAGAAAUAGCCAAACCAAAAACAAAACAAAGUUGUGUAACACGUGUUUCAUGGUCCUACAUGGGUACCCCCAGUUAAAUGCAGAAAAAGAACCAUCAAGGGUCGGCCACAUUCGGAGAGAAACAAAAAUCUAAUGCUUCAUUACUCCGUUGUAAGAGAUGCUAAUGGACAAUGGCCUUCUGUGACAUAUAUGGAGAUACCUGACACAUAUGGAGGUAUCUGACAUAUAUGGCUCCUUGUAAAAGGACAAAUGAGUCCCGAAAGCUGAUGAACAAUAAUGCAAUGAAGAAAUAAAACAAAUUUGUCGUUGUCUGGCAUGGGAUAGUGAAAGACAAAUUGUGUGGUCAAUGGCCCGUUCCCUAUUUAUUAUGCAGUGACCGCUAACUUUUGUUUUUGCAUCAUAGAGGUAAACUAGUGCCAGCCAUUAGCUUCUUAGUGCCUGGAAAAGCUGUUUUGGAUGGAACUUACAGGAGCUGAGCAUGAAGACGUUAUUGCUUGGUUCGAGUAUGUGUCGGAGAACGCGAGCAGGGUCCAGAGCGAGACGCUGCGUCGGAUUCUCGAGCUCAACAGUGGCGCCGAGUAUCUGAGGAAAUGGCUUGGGACUGCUAAUGUACAAGAGAUGGAUGCUUCUGCCUUAGAAAAUCUCUACACUUCCUCUGUGCCUAUCGCCUCCUAUGCUGAUCUAGAGCCUUAUAUUCAGAGAAUUUCUGACGGAGAGACUUCUCCUAUACUUACACAAGAACCCAUCACAGUUCUAUCUCUCAGCUCUGGAACAACAGAAGGAAGGAAAAAGUAUGUCCCAUUUACUCGCCAUAGCUCACAAACGACUCUUCAGAUUUUCAGAUUAUCAGCGGCUUACAGAUCAAGGGUUUAUCCUAUAAGGGAAGGAGGGAGGAUUCUUGAGUUUAUAUACGCAAGCAAGGAGUUCAAGACGCGAAGCGGGCUGAAGGUGGGAACGGCCACGACACACUAUUAUGCGAGCAAAGAGUUCAAGACUAAGCAAGAGACGACCAAAUCGUUCACUUGCAGCCCACGAGAAGUGAUCUUAGGUGGAGAUUUCAGGCAGUGCACAUACUGCCAUCUCCUUCUCGGCCUCUACUUCUCAGGCCAAGUAGAGUUCAUUGCCUCUGCUUUCGCUUACACCAUUGUCCAAGCUUUUGCAUUUUUUGAAGAAAUCUGGAGAGAUAUAUGCGAUGAUAUCAAGGAAGGCGGUCUCAGCUCAAGAAUCACUCUGCCCAGGAUGAGAAACACCGUCUUGAAUCUGAUCAGACCAAACCCAUCUCUUGCCUCGCGGAUUGAGGCCAUAUGCUUAGAGCUGCAACAAAAUCUGGGGUGGUCCGAUCUGAUCCCAAAGCUGUGGCCUAACGCAAAAUACGUCUCGUCGAUCAUGACGGGUUCCAUGUUACCUUACCUAAAAAAGCUGAGGCAUUAUGCUGGCAGUUUGCCAUUGGUCAGUGCGGAUUACGGGUCCACCGAGAGCUGGAUUGGUGUAAACGUGGAUCCACAUCUACCACCAGAGGAUGUGAGCUUUACUGUAAUUCCCACGUUCUGUUAUUUUGAGUUUAUACCGCUGUACAGGCAGAAGAAGCAAGACAACUGCAGUAACGGUGUAAGCUCAAAUGCUAACGAUGACUUUGUAGAAGAUAAGCCUGUUCCUCUGUCUCAAGUCAAGCUCGGGGAGGAGUACGAGGUUGUCAUUACCACUUUUACCGGUCUUUACAGGUACAGAUUAGGAGACGUAGUAGAAGUGACUGGGUUUCACAAAGGCACACCAAAGCUGAGUUUCAUAUACAGAAGGAAACUGAUCCUGACGAUAAACAUAGACAAGAUCACUGAGAAGGACCUGCAGAGGGUGGUGGACAAAGCGUCUCAGCUGCUGAGCCGGAAGACUCAGGCCGAGCUCGUGGACUUCACGAGCCAUGCCGACGUGUCGGACCACCCGGGACAUUACGUAAUCUACUGGGAGAUAAGAGGGGAAGCCGAGGAGAAAGUGCUGGAGGAAUGCUGCAGGGAAAUGGACAAAGGGUUUGUGGAUCACGGGUACGUGGUCUCGAGGCGUAUGAACGGGAUAGGACCGUUGGAAUUGCGGGUUGUGGAGAGAGGGACGUUCGGGAAGAUAGCCGAGAGGUGCGCCGGGAAAGGAGGUGGUCUGAACCAGUUCAAGACGCCUAGGUGCACCACCAAUACUGUCAUUCUCAAGAUCCUUGAUGAUUGUACCGUUCAGAGGCUUCGAAGCACUUCUUAUGAUUGAAACAGAACUCAAACUCAAACUCAAACUCAGUUUCUGUCCUGUGUCUGAGGCUGCGACGUUGUAAUAGAGAUCUUAAGGAAAUAAUAAAAGAAGAUAAGCGAAAAGAAACUCGAACUA
Molecule: messenger RNA, 2629 nt
Organism: Tarenaya hassleriana
Lineage: Eukaryota; Viridiplantae; Streptophyta; Magnoliopsida; Brassicales; Cleomaceae
Product: jasmonic acid-amido synthetase JAR1
Exons: 5
Coding region: 719-2512 (597 amino acids)
Cellular component (GO): cytoplasm
Molecular function (GO): acid-amino acid ligase activity
Source: RefSeq, a predicted model, not a curated record